UCACUUUAUCAUAUCAUAUCAUCUUCAAUCUCAUGGCUGCAACUUCUCUUCUAUCUUUAUCCCUUCCUAAACCAACCAUACUCAUUCCAAAAGCAACGGCUUCCAUUACAACUCCUCCGGUUACCGUAACCGAGACGCUUGAUCAGAGAUUCGGUCGAAAGGGUAUCCGGUUCACUGAGAAUGAUCAGGUUGCUGAGCUUACGGUCCGAAAUGGUAGUUCUUUGAAAGUUGGAUUGAACAAUGCUCAUGUCACUUCGUAUAAACCGAAAGUUUACUGGAAAGACGACGGGUUUGAAGAGAUUUUGUACACAACUUCGGGUGGUAAAGGAGGGAUUGGUUUGGUGAUUGAUAGUGUUUCGGAUGAUUCGAAAGCGAAAGGUGUUGAUUUGUCACAAUGGGUUGUUAAGGAUGCUGAUUCUGAUUCCAUUGAUGCUGUUCAGGUAGAAUUGAGUUGCACCACCAGUGGAACCCUUGACAUAACCUAUGUGAUCUCACUCUAUGCUCUAAGCAUGGCAACCGCGGUUAUAGUUAAAAACAAAGGUCGAAAACCUGUUAAUCUAAAAACCGCGAUACUUAGCCAUCUCAAGUUCAAGAACAGAGGAGGAACCGCGGUUGAUGGGCUCAAAGGUUGCUCAUAUUGCACCCACCCUCCUCUAUCUUCUCCUUUUGAGAUUCUAUCCCCAUCCGAAGCGUUAAAACCAGAAGAUCCAGGCUUGUUUUCCUUCGGAUGGGAACCUGAGAAGAAAGGAGGAGUUUGGAGUGUACAAGAUGUACCCAUCACCAUUUUGAAGCACAAACUUAGCAGAGUUUAUGGUACCCCUCUUGAGGAGAGAUUAAAAGAGUUUUAUAACACUAUUCCAUCAAAGUAUGAGACCCUUGAUCAGGGACGAGAUUUGUUUUUUCGGGUAAUAAGAAUGGGGUUUGAAGAUAUAUACUUGUCGAGUCCUGGAUCGUUGUCGGAAAAAUAUGGACAGGGCUACUUUAUAUGUACAGGUCCGGCGUCGAUAUUGGCUCCGAUCACGAUUGAACCCGGUGAGGAGUGGAGAGGGGCACAAGUCAUCGAACAUGAUAAUUUGUAAAUAAUUAUGACAAUAUUUAUUUUUUAAAUGUCACAAACUUGUCAUAAUUCAUUCCGUUUAUGACUUUAUGUACAUGCGCCAAGGGUAAUUAGUAAAUCCCAUA
Helianthus annuus (common sunflower) is the source of this 1182-nucleotide messenger RNA. RefSeq names its product photosynthetic NDH subunit of subcomplex B 2, chloroplastic. Bases 33 to 1079 code for a protein of 348 amino acids. Gene Ontology annotation, molecular function: carbohydrate binding; catalytic activity. NCBI's taxonomy places the organism in Eukaryota, Viridiplantae, Streptophyta, Magnoliopsida, Asterales, Asteraceae. The record is from RefSeq and is a predicted model, not a curated record. The transcript has 3 exons. Gene Ontology annotation, biological process: carbohydrate metabolic process.